AUGUCUUUCGAAAACAAGAACUUAUACGCUUUGUUGGGUAACGAUGUCGAAGACGACACCGUCCCUGCGCCAAUGCCAAAGGAGAUUACCAAGGCCACCACUUCUUCCAAGAAGGCCGACGUCCCACCACCUUCAGCUGACCCAGCCAAGGCCAGAAAGAACAAGAAGGCCCCAACCGGAAACGAUGCUGCCUUGAAGAACAAGACCAACAACAAGAGCACCCCAGGUCCAUCUGCCACGCCAGCCAAGCACUCCAAGAAGCCAUUUGACCGUCACUCCAGAACCGGCAAGACCGACUCCAAGAAGCAAGUCAAGCAAGCUUGGGGUGAUGACAAGAAGGAGUUGGAGGAUGAGAGCCGCGCUGAGGCCGAUGCUGCUGCCGAGCUCGCCGCCGAGGCCGAGGAGAACCCAUCUGGCCCAGCCGCCAAGUCCUUGCAGGACUACUUGGCCGAGUUGCGCGAGAAGGAGGCUGCUUUGGGCGGUGCCAGAGUCGUCAGAAAGGCCAACGAGGGUGCCGAGGCCAAGUGGACUGCUGCUGAGAAGAUCGAGAAGGAGCAAGCUAGCUACGUCGAGCCAUCUGCUACCAAGAAGUCCAAGCAAAAGUCGCAAAAGGAGAAGAAGUUCUUGGACUUCAACGCCGUUUUCGCCGACGAGACUCCUAAGUUCAGCAACGACAGAAAGCCUGGUUUCAAGGGCAAGAAGUCCAACGCUCCAAACUCCAAGGUUGUCAAGAAGGAGCAGAACUUCCCUUCCUUGUAA
Metschnikowia bicuspidata var. bicuspidata NRRL YB-4993 is the source of this 759-nucleotide messenger RNA. RefSeq lists its product as uncharacterized. The record is from RefSeq and is a predicted model, not a curated record. The coding region runs from base 1 to 759 and encodes 252 amino acids. Lineage: Eukaryota; Fungi; Ascomycota; Pichiomycetes; Serinales; Metschnikowiaceae. The transcript is spliced from 2 exons.